CAAAGUUAAAUUAUCCAACAGUUGUGAAUCCGGUUGCUUUUCGCAUGUUGCCAUUAAAUCCCAAAGAGGAUGUGCCAAUGUAUUAUCAGAUGGCAACGAUAGGUGCCUGGAUCGCCACUGCAGUCCUUAAAAGUUUCAAUUUUCCCAACAUUAGCAAAGACAGUUGCAUAAUCCCAAGCGAAUUUUGGAAAUACAAUGUGAAGUUGUACUCUGAUAACGUUGCAAAAUGUACUGAAUUUCAAUUUAACGAGUACAUAAGCAUCUUUGACAUUAAGGAUGCCAAAACUCAAUCAGCAUUCGGCUAUGAGAAUAUAUUCGACAUUAUUGGCCCCAGACUGGCGUUCAAUGCUUAUCAAUUAUAUUUCACACCAGAGCCAGUUGACAACUUAGACCUUACUGCAGAGCAAGCUUUUUGGCUAAUUAUGACCUCGCACAGGUGCGACUCUAACAGAAACCUCAAUACUGACUAUUUGAGCACCAAUUUCAGCGUCGUAGGACCCGCUUUCACCUCAAAAGAAUUUGAUUUGGUUUUUCAGUGCAAUAAAUAUUCCAACAUGUUCUCGGGCGCUAUAUGUUUAAUGUUCCGGAUUUAGAGUUGGACCUUUCGUGUAAGUUAUUGCGACAAAUCUAUUUACGUGUAACUUAGUCUUGCUUAUGCAAUUGUUUUAUGAGUUUACCUUGUUUUAUUCGAGACGAAUAAAAAUGAAAUGCUCAAUAUAUCUCGCACACCGCUGAAUAAAAUUUUAGUAUGUAGAGCUUACCGAUUUACCUUUGAUUGUCAAAGACAAUCUUCGUUGCAACAGCGAUGGUGAGCUCUGAUUCUUGUUUUAACAGCCGAUUGUGAGAAAAUCAUCCAUUUAGCUUUACUCAUUUUUACCUAUGUCAUCGCAAUAUGUAUGUUUAUUGUUCUAAUUUUAGAGUUGGAGUUUUUGUGUAAUUCAUUGCGAGAAAACGAUCUACAUGUAAGUUAGCGUUACGUAUGUAAAUGUUUUAUGAGUUUCACAUUUAUUUAAUAAAUCCAAAGUUGAGUGAA
Molecule: messenger RNA, 1033 nt
Organism: Dendroctonus ponderosae (mountain pine beetle)
Lineage: Eukaryota; Metazoa; Arthropoda; Insecta; Coleoptera; Curculionidae
Exons: 3
Coding region: 45-593 (182 amino acids)
Biological process (GO): protein processing
Cellular component (GO): plasma membrane
Molecular function (GO): metalloendopeptidase activity
Source: RefSeq, a predicted model, not a curated record